Messenger RNA from Empidonax traillii (willow flycatcher), 7898 nucleotides. RefSeq names its product WNK lysine deficient protein kinase 2 (gene WNK2). Gene Ontology annotation, molecular function: chloride channel inhibitor activity; protein serine/threonine kinase activity; ATP binding. Bases 40 to 6480 code for a protein of 2146 amino acids. Gene Ontology annotation, cellular component: cytoplasm; cytosol. The record is from RefSeq and is a predicted model, not a curated record. The transcript is spliced from 27 exons. Lineage: Eukaryota; Metazoa; Chordata; Aves; Passeriformes; Tyrannidae. Gene Ontology annotation, biological process: monoatomic ion homeostasis; negative regulation of sodium ion transport; protein phosphorylation.
GGGGAGGCGGCGGCGGCGGGCGCUGAGACCUCGGGCCGGAUGGAAACUGGGGGCGAUGCCAGAGCGGCACCUCGGCGGGGCGGCAGAGGCGGCGGCCGUGGCGGGGUUCCAGCGACUGCCGAGCCCGGCGCUCCCCCGGCUGCGGAGACCGGUGUGAACAUGGAUGGGCCCGGCGGCGGGGGGAGCGGGGCGGCCGCGGGCACGGACGCUGCUGCAGUGCCGGGAGCCCCUGGAGCCCCCGGGGCCCCCACCCCGCCGCCCCGCGGCCCCGGCUCCAGGGACCCGAAGCUGGUCCACCAGCGGUUCCUGCGGCGGAGCGUGGUGGACUCGGACCAGGAGGAGCCCGCGUUCGACCUGCCCGAGGCGGAGCACCAGCGGAGAAUCAUCCUGCUCCCCAAAACCAGGAGGAUAAUCGCGGAGCGGGCAAAGGCGGGGCAGGGGGCGGCGGAGGCGGCGGGCCGGGAGGCCGAGCCCCCCGGGGAACCGCGGGCAGCGCCGGCCCCGGGCAGCGCCGCGGGCGCCGAGGAGCAGAAGGAGCCCGGCAAGGAUGCGGAGCGGAGAGAGGCGCAGGAUGCUGCCAAGGACCAGGGCAAGGCUAAGAAAGAGGAACCCGAGGAAGAGGCUGAUAUGAAAGCCGUUGCCACCUCGCUGGAUGGCAGGUUCCUAAAGUUUGAUAUUGAACUCGGGCGGGGAUCCUUCAAAACGGUCUAUAAGGGCCUGGACACGGAGACAUGGGUGGAAGUCGCGUGGUGUGAACUGCAGGACAGAAAGCUCACAAAAGUGGAGAGGCAGAGAUUCAAAGAGGAAGCGGAGAUGCUGAAAGGCCUGCAGCACCCGAACAUCGUGAGGUUUUACGACUUCUGGGAAUCCUGCGCGAAAGGCAAGAGGUGCAUCGUGCUGGUUACCGAGCUGAUGACCUCUGGAACGCUGAAGACGUAUCUGAAGAGAUUUAAAGUGAUGAAACCAAAAGUCCUGCGGAGUUGGUGCCGGCAAAUCCUGAAGGGUCUUCUUUUCUUGCACACAAGAACUCCACCAAUAAUUCACAGAGACUUGAAAUGUGACAAUAUUUUUAUUACUGGACCAACUGGAUCUGUGAAAAUAGGAGACUUGGGUCUGGCAACCCUCAAGAGAGCUUCUUUUGCCAAAAGUGUAAUAGGUACGCCGGAAUUCAUGGCCCCGGAAAUGUACGAGGAACACUACGAUGAAUCUGUGGACGUCUACGCGUUUGGAAUGUGCAUGUUGGAAAUGGCUACCUCAGAAUACCCUUACUCAGAAUGCCAGAAUGCUGCUCAAAUUUACCGAAAAGUAACCUGUGGUAUAAAGCCAGCGAGCUUCGAGAAAGUUACUGAUCCUGAAAUUAAAGAGAUAAUUGGAGAGUGCAUCUGCAAAAAUAAGGAAGAAAGAUAUGAAAUUAAAGAUUUAUUAAGCCAUGCCUUUUUUGCUGAAGAUACUGGGGUAAGAGUGGAACUUGCAGAAGAAGACCAUGGUAGGAAAUCCUCUAUUGCCUUAAGACUCUGGGUAGAAGAUCCUAAGAAACUGAAAGGAAAACCCAAAGAUAAUGGAGCCAUUGAGUUUACUUUUGAUCUGGAGAAGGAAACUCCUGAUGAUGUUGCACAAGAAAUGAUUGACUCGGGAUUUUUCCAUGAAAACGAUCUCAAGAUAGUUGCCAAGUCCAUACGGGACAGAGUAGCGCUGAUCCUCUGGAGGAGGGAGCGGAUCUGGCCGAGGAUGCAGUCGGAGGAGCGGCGGGACUCGGAGUGCCUGGAGAAGCUGAAGGCGCCGCAGGCGCAGCAGGUGCAGGUCACGUACCUGUCUCACACCGGGCACCACAUCCUGUCGGAGCCGGAGGAGCCGGAGGCGGACCAGCACCCCUUCCAGCAGAACCUGCCCACCAGCGUCACCUCCGUCGCGUCUGACAGCACGUUUGACAGCGGCCAGGGCUCCACUGUUUAUUCUGACUCGCAGAGCAGCCAGCAAAGCGUCAUCUACUCGUCCCUGCCUGAGGCGGUGCCCCCGGCCAUCCAGCGGGUGUACAGCCCCCCCCUGAGCGAGAGCCAGCCCGUGCCCCACAGCCUGCCCCAGCUCGGGCACUACCAGCAGCCCUCAGCACCCGUCCUCCCCGCGGUGCCACCAGCGCCCGCCGUGGUGCCCCAGCACUACCAGGAGCCGGCCAUGCCGUUCCCGGUUGUCCAGCCCACCACGGUCGCCUCCCUGCCGCUGGCGCAGCCGCCGCCGCCGGUGCUGGCCGGACAGCAGCAGCAGCAGCCCAUGUCCCAGGCGGCCCCCCUGCAGCAGGUCCUGGCCAGCCAGCCCGUGUGCCCCCUCCAGCCCACGCCGCACCUGCUGCCCCCGUUCCCGCCGCAGGGCUCGCAGGUGGCGGCCAGCAGUGCCCCCCUGAAGCCCCUGCAGAUCUCCACCGUGCCGCAGCUCCCGCCCGUGGCCCCCUCCCAGAUUCCUCAGUUUCCCGUCAUUCCUGCAAUUACUCCUCUGGCAGGCCUUGACAGCCUCCCUCCAAACCUCUCCGACAUCCCCGCUGCGAACGUGCCCCCCAUUCCCGCUCCUUCCCAGUACUUCGCUCCGGCCGUGAUCCUGCCCAGCCUGCCCAUGAACCCCACCCUGCCCAUGGCCCCCAACUCCCCCGCCCUGCCCAUGCAGGCCGUCAACCUGCCCCACACCACCGUGGCUUCCCUGGUCCUGCCCUGCCAAACCAUCGUGCCAAACAUGUCGGCCGCCACCAUCCCGCUGCUCGCCGUGGCCCCGCCGGGGGUGCCGGCGCUGCCGCCGCACCCCGGGGUGCCCCCGCUGCCCCAGCAGCCCAUCUUCCAGCCCGCCUUCCAGCAGAUCCUGCCCGGCGACGCGCCCUCUCCCCACCACGCGCAGAGCGCCCAGGCCGUGUCCCAGCCACAGCAGCCGCCUCCUCCCGCUCCUCCGGCGCUGCAGCCGAGCGUGAUCCACCCUCCCGAGCCGGCCCUGGCUGCACCGGGGGCUGCUCACCAGCCCAUGCCUGGACACACUCAGUUUGCUUUGGAUGCUGGAGCCCAGGUGCCCGUGCUGCCGGUGCAGCCCUCGAUAGUCAUGUCACCGCCGUUGCAGCUGCAGCCUGAACUGGUGCCGCCCUGCGUCGCUCCCGAAGGCGCUCCCCAGGUCCAUGGCAGCCUGGCCACGGCCAGCCCGCCCGUCCCCAUAGACCCCAGCCUGCCUGGCCAGCCCUCUGCUCUGCUGCAGCUCCAGCCUGAUCUUUCCCAGCCCCCGGGCCAGCAGCUCCCAGCCCCCUGCUCGGCUGUCCCGGCAGGCGCAGAGACAUCUCAAGAGGAGCAGCCAAUACAGGACAAGCUGCAAACUCUGUCCCAGAGCUGUGAAAGCUACAUGAGUCCAGAUGUUGCCUCGGGUAAAGAGAUGAGUGACAGCUUUGAAGGAGCACUAGGAGGUGGAAAGCAAGAAGGAAAGUCUUCGAAGAAGCAUAAGAAGUCCACGCGAGCUCGUUCGCGCCAGGAGAAGUCCAACAGGCCCAAGCUGACCAUAUUAAAUGUGUGUAACACGGGGGAUAAGAUGGUGGAGUGCCAGCUUGAGACCCACAACCACAAAAUGGUGACGUUCAAGUUUGAUUUGGACGGCGAUGCGCCGGAGGAAAUCGCCACUUACAUGGUAGAGAAUGAGUUCAUCUUGCAGAGUGAAAAAGAGACUUUUAUUGAGCAAAUGAAAGAUAUCAUUGAUAAAGCAGAAGAUAUGCUCAGUGAGGAUACAGAAGGAGAGCGAAGUUCUGACCAGGGAACGAGUCCCCAACAAGAUGCUGAUAGGCUGGAAAUGAGUGAGGAGAAGCGUCAGUCUCAAGUGAAGACACCUGUGUAUCAGCAAAAUGUUUUGCACACUGGAAAAAGGUGGUUUAUUAUAUGUCCUGUGGUGGAAAAUCCAACUACGGAUGCCCCUGAGUUUUCUCCUCCAGUACCUCCCAGUGCCCAGCAGGCAGAAGGACCAGACCCGGAGCAGGAUGAGCAGCCCGUGAGCUCCGCAGUGACAGACAUGCCCGGGGUCGGGGCUGGCCAGCAGCUCCCCCUGCCCGCAGGGGUCUGUGACAGCCCCCUCAGAGCUGCUCCGUCCUUGGCACCAGCUCCCGCUGCAGCAGCUCCCACCAGCGCCCCGAGCCAGGCAGAGUUCCCAGCCCCAGCACCGCUGGGAUCAGCCCCCAACAUCCCGGAGCAGGCGGCGGCCGGCGGGGCCCAGCUGGAGUACCCCCCGGCCCUGGCAGCCAUGCCCCCUCAGCCGGGGGGGCUGGAGGAGCCCCCCGACGCCGCCCCCACGGCCCCCCAGCCACAGUUGCCGGCGGAUGAGGCCGCGUGCGUGCCCGACGUGGAGAUCGCCUGCUGCAGCGUGGGGCCGCACAAGGCCGUGCCCGCCGCUCCCGGCCCGCUCCCGGCGCUCCCGGACGCCGUGGUGCUGGAGCGGCAGCCUGUGGCGCAGGCACCGCCGCUGCCGGAGGGCGGCCAGCCCGGCGCGGGGCCGCUCGGCUUCGCUGGCCAGCCCUUCCCCGACGGGCUGGGGCUGGCGGGGUCGCAGCUGCAGAGCCCCACGCAGGUGCCGCUGGCCCCGGCACAGCCGCUGCCCGUGGUGCCGCCGGCACAGCCCGUGCCCGGCCCCGGCGCGGGGGUCGGGCUCCUGCAGCAGCAGAACCCCCCCGGCACCGCCGCCGAGUCCGACGGGGAGGGACCCCCCAGGGUGGACUUCGUGGACAACACGAUUAAAAGCCUCGACGAGAAGCUGCGCAAUUUGCUGUACCAGGAGUAUGUCCCGACUUCCUCUGCGUCGGCCGGGACGCCGGACACCUCUGUGCCGCCCGAACAGGGGGACGGUGAAUUCGCCUUGCCGCCUUUUCCUGAAGAACAAGCUCCUGCGUUGGCGUUGGAUGGGAGAGAACCGGGCUACAACGUCCCAGACACCGGCCAGGAGGUGAAAGCUGCUGCCAAGCCACCGGCGCCCCUCGUGCCAUCCGAGCUCUUGCCCUGCCCACCGCCGCCGGAGGUCACCACCAUCGGUCCACAUCCCUCGGAAGCAAGAGGUGGGUCAGCAAGCGGAACAGGACCAGCUGCAACCAUCACUUCAGCUCCUGCUGCUCCAGCAGAAGGUCUCCUUCAGGUUGCACCUACACCAUCAAGCAUAACUCCCCAGCUGGAAGCUUCCCAGAGGAGCGAGGAGGCAGAGAGGAUGGCUUCGCCCGCGCACACGGAGAGCGUACUGCGGCGAUCGACAGCAGAUGGGGUGAUGAAUAACCUUCACAGGGACGGCUCCCUGGACUCUGGUUCCUAUGGCAAACAGGCCGAGGCUCAGGAGAGCGGCACCCCAGCCAAAACCAUUGGCAGGUUCUCGGUGGUCAGCACGCAGGAUGAGCUGACUUUGGCGUCCCCGCACUGCCUGAGGUUCUCGGCGCCGCCGGACGUGUACCUGGACGAGCUGCCCUCCAGCCCGGACAUGAAGGCUGCCGUGCGGCGGGUGCAGACGGCCUCGUCCGUCGAUGUGCUCUGCGACCAGGCUUCCAGCGACUCCGCCGACGAGCCCUUCCCUCGGCAGCCCGCUGCCGCUGCCCAGCUCUCCCCGCCCAGCAGCAACGCAGCCACGGACUUGAUCAAAAAAGCUGCUGCUUUCCUGCAGAGGUCCGGCAAAGGCGGCUCCCCAGGCCUGGAGUCGCCCAGCGGGCAAGGGGCGAAGAUUCCCACCAUCAACAUAACGUCCUUCCACUCACAGUCGUCCUACAUGAGCAGCGACAAUGACUCAGAGUUUGAAGAUGCCGAUAUGAAGAAAGAACUGCAGAACCUGAGAGAAAAGCAUAUGAAAGAAAUUGCUGAACUCCAGACCCAGCAGAAGAAUGAGAUCGAGGCACUGUAUAUUCGGCUGGGGAAACCCCUUCCUCCCAACCUGGGCUUCCUUCACUCUGCCCCGCCCAGCGGCCGGCGCCGAAGAACCAGCAAAAACAAAUUGAAAGCUGGGAAACUCUUAAACCCUCUGGUCCAGCAGCUCAGGAGUGGAACAUCAAGCACAAGUAAUCUUUCAGACUCUAAAGACUCACCCCACAAAGAAACAAGUAAAUCCCAGCCGGGCUCCCCCGAAGCAGCCGCGGUGACGCCCCCCACACCCCCCACCUUCGGGAAGGCUGUGCAGACCCAGCAGCCCUGCUCUGUCAAAGCCUCUCUGUCCUCUGACAUCUGCUCCGGCCUGGGCCCCGAUGGAGCCGACGCCAACGCAAGCUCUGGCCAAGGCUGGACGGUUUUCCACCAAACGUCUGAGAGAGUGACCUAUAAAUCUAGUAGCAAACCUCGUACCAGAUUCCUCAGUGGACCUGUGUCUUUGUCCAUCUGGUCCACCUUGAAACGACUAUGUCUAGGCAAAGAUCACAGUAGUAGUAACUAUCCCAUUUUUGUUUCUCAGUAUUUCCUUCAUGGCAUGGGAUGUUCUUUGCUUUUUUUAUUUUUAUUUUUUACUAAAAGCUAGUUGUUUAAUUACUAGAGCUGAUGCACUUCUAUGAGAUACAUAAAUUGUGGUACUUUUGAGACUAAUGCAUGUGCUGUGAUGUCUUGGGAACCUCGCAUGCUGCAAGAGAGUUGUGGUGUUUCUGUGUGUGUGUGUGUGUGUGAGACGUGCACGCAUGCAGCCAGGAAACUGGGUUCAGUGUCUGUCUCUGAAAUACACACCUUUAUAUGACUGCAGUUCUCUGCUGGAGGAAUUGAGAGCUUAAAACCAUCCCGGCCCCCUUGAGCUGCAUGAAAAUGAUAAAAAACACCAAUUUGAAGAGCUUUCCCUCUCAAAAGCCUUAUUUUUCUCACUUUCCCCCAAGUAAAGGAAAAGGGAUUGAGCGGUGUUCACUCAGAAGUGACGUUGCAGGUUGAAUGCAUGAUCAUUUAAAGGUCAUUAACGUAUUUUAUAUAAUCGUAUAGGACUAAUUAGUGGACUCGGUUUCAUUGGCUGGUAACUGAUUAACAGAGAAAAGAAGACUAAAUGUUCACGUUUGCUUAUGUUAUAAUUUUACUACAGUUCUAUGAACUUUUUGCUUGGAGAGAUGGUCUUUAUUUCCAAUUUUUAGCUAUCUAUCUAUCUAUCUCAAAUACAGUCAGAUGAAAAGCUGCUUUCCAUUUCCUGCUUAGGUCAGAUUCAGGCUCCCUCAAUUGCAGUUCCCUGAUGAGCUUGCUGUGCUAGACUUGUAGUUACCAACACAGAAAAAGCACAGAAAAUUUUCUUUCCUAGCGAACAUAUAAAAUUAAACCUCUGUCAAUAUUCUUCCUGACUGUUUUUAUCUAUACCAAAAGUUCCUUAUCUUUGUCUCAAAAAUUCACCCCCCUGCCCCCACUAAUUCCUCUCUCCUUUGUCUUCUAUACAUUCGUGUUGCUAAUGGGGCUUUUUCCCCAAAAAUACACAAGUGACCAAAUAAAUUGUCCUGACAUCACUGAUAGAGGUGGUGAGUUCCCCAAGCCUUUGAGGCGCUGGAGCCAGUCCUACCUGUAACCUCUGCCACAACUGCAUUUCUCCAGGAGGACAGUAAACUUAAUGCAAGCAAAAUAAAGGGUAAAUCAGUUUUAUAGUUUUAGCAAUACAUCCCACCUCCCACUUUCUCGUGGGGGUCUCUGGUGAGGUGUUGUCUGCCUCAGGAUGGCAGCCUUACUGGGCUGCAUUCCUGGCUUCUCUCCCCAUCCUUAAUUUCCCCAGAGAGAAAUUAGUGGCCAAGGUAGCAUGAUGUGAUAGAAAAUACAAACCCAUUGGACUUGGACCAUUUCUUUAAGCAAAGGAGUUCUGUAGCCAGGAGAGGGGGAGGGUUACAAGUCUGAAAAGCCACCGUUGGAGUGGCAGUAGAUGAGAAGGUGUUUGAGCUGCAGAGCUGAGGCAGAGACGUCACUGUCAGUUCUCUCUGUGUGGUU